ACACCGCCCGCUCACAAAGGCGGCAGUCACGCAGUCUCGGUGUCUCACUCACACCCCGUCUCUCUCUCUCUGUCUCUCAGCUCCUCUCGUCUCUCCUCGUAUCCUCUCUCCUCCUCCUCUUCAUCAUCAUCCUGCUGCUGCUGCUCUUCUUGCUGCUGCUGUAGCAGCAGCAGCUGCUGCCACUAUCCUCUCGCGCCGUGGCCAUUACAACGAGUCCGGCCUGGAGGCUGUGUCCAGGGAAGCGGGCCGGGGGUGCAGGGCUGCACUCAUGUGCGAAGGGACGACACGAGGAGGACACCUCGCCCGAACAUCAUCAUCAUCAUCUUGUGUGGACACGACGCUCACCUCGUGACCCCGUGACCCCUACGCGGGGGUCACGGCACCGGCGCGAUGCUCCGGGUGCUCACCAAGAGGCUUCGGGCUCAGUCGCUGAGCGAGCCAUGGCCUGGCUCCGCCAAGGUGACGUGCUCCUCCAGCGACGAAGAUGAGACUCAGGACUCGGAGGAUGAAAAUCAGGAGCUGGCCCUCAUCGACAAAGAGCACCGGCGGUGCGGCGGAACGGGAGCGGCGCAGGCCGUGCACCAUCAGUGGGAAUUCCGCGCGGUUUCGCGGACCAGCUCGGCACCGGAGCGUCCCGGCUGCGAAGACGACCCCGAGCGACCUCCUGCGGCGGCGACGGUGGCGGCGCCGGCGCCGUUCACCGACCGGUGCGGGUGCGGCACGGUCCAGCGGCCCCAGUCGCUGCCCGAGAAGCGCAAGCGCGCCCCCGUGGACAUUUGCUCGAGCGACGACGAGGUGAAGGCGCUGUGCGUCGACGCGGGGACCGGCGGCUGCGGCAGCGGUGCCAUCUUCGGGCCGCUGCCUCCGCAGGCCGAGCAGGACCUCGGGUGCGAGCACCCCAGCGCCUUCAGGCCGAUCCAGCAGAACGAGCAGGACGGCGCGUGCGACGCAGUGCGUGGCGGCGGCCGAUCGCAGCAGACUCUCCACCACCAGCAGCACCAGCAGCAGCAGCAGCAAUAUUUGUCGCCGUGCAAGCGGCUGAGGCCGGGCUGGGAGCAGGCGGCCAGGCCCAGCCUCGACCUGGAGAAAAUGCAGCAGAAGAUGGCGUGGCGCAGGCAGUGGGGCCACGGCGCCAGGACGCGCAUUCUCAAAUUCCGGAGCAUCGGCGGAGGCCCCACGUCCCCGUGUUGCCUGGGUGACACUUCGGUUUUUGCGUUCCGCCCGCCGGGCCUGCUGGUGCCCGUCAAGCCCGUGGCAUCUGCGGAGGGGCCCUCCUGCGCCUACUGAUGGCGCGGCGCACCCUCGCGGGCCGGGUCCGACAGCGGGGCCCUCUGGAUGGGUUUCCGGUGUCUCUCGCGCCCACUCCCCCUGAUCUGCCCCGGGCCACGCCCCCUCGUGGGCUGCGGUGGAACAGUCGGUGACCAUGCGGUGCUGUCGGCCACCCGCCCACCCCCCGAGGGGAGCGUGCUGGGAGCGGGAGAUCGUCUCGUCAGGGUUAUUGUUUGGAAUUGGAGACGCCGCGCGCUCGGCUGCGAUCGCCGAUGCUUCUGUCCGGCUGUGCGGCCGCCGCGGGGCAAGGGGACGCUUCCACAAACACGUCAAGGAUUUGUUUUACUUCGCUCUGCCUUCACCCGGCUCGUGUUCAAAUCUGACGGAUACACGCACGCACCCCGCUGUAAUUUAUUUUGCUUUCACGUGUGGCUUUUUUUUUUGUUUCACUUGCGCGAGUUGCCCCUCGCAAUCAACUCGGUGCCCCGUGUCUGUCCGCGGGGCCAUGCACUUGCUAGUUUCCCAAAUUACGCGAAUGCGAAUUAUUUCCCCAAAGUAAUCGGUUGGAGUCGCGAGGUUCGCCGUCUCCGGAAACCAAACUGUCCAAGCGUUGCGAUGAACUUGCGUAAUAACCAGAGAGAGGUGCAGAAAAAGCGGCAUUCGGAGUUUAUUUUACACGACUCCUUCGCUCCGUAAUUAUCCGGCCCCGUGGCCUCUGGAGGGAGAAGUUGUGCGGCUAUGCGCUCCGAACGGCGUGCGCCAAAUUGGAGGCCAGGUCCAGGGAGGGGUUCAGAUCCAGGAUGUUCGGCUGCCUGUGAUUGAACGGGGUUCUCAAGCGCAGUGGGUUUAUAGUUUCAGGCCAGUCACCGAUGACUGAACAAAAAGCCCCAUCACAUAAAAAAAAAAAUCUGCACUUUGGCAAAAUUUCUGCUCUGAGAAUGAAAUCUUAUCGGUUUUACCGUUCAUUGCGAUGAACUUUGUCCUCAUGAGACAGCGGGUUGGGAAAGUUCUGCCCUCUGCUGUGUGGACCGGAGCUCACUUGAAGGGUUCUCAGAUGUAGCUCUGUGAAAUCCACUUCUUGUGGGCUGUUGUCUUACGUGAAGGGUUCCGCUGUUCCCAGAGGUCAACGUGUUUGUAUUACAUCUCGUGACGCGAUACCAAUGACUCAAUCGAGGUAAACUUGGUUUUUAGUUUUUUGGUUAUUGAGCAAGUGUCCAACUCACCCCUCACUUGGCUUCUACGUCUCCUCUGUGUCUCCGUCUUACCUCGUGCCCCUCCUCAGCGUGGCCUCGUUUGCACCACAACCACGCUCGCAACGAUCCAUGACCAGCGCGUCGAUUGUCAAAAUCAUUUUGCGGAGACUCGGGGACCCUGAAUGAAAUCAGCCGCUGUGACCUUGCAGUUUGUAAUUGUGGCAGUGCAUUGUCUCUCUGAUGAAUUAACUGCACACCAUGCCACAUCACGCUCUCUGGUUUGAUCUUUUUAAAAUUCGCGAUGAACUUCGGGCACCCAUCAGUCGGUGACCGCUCGCCAUUCACGGUCUAACAUUUGGCUUAUUUCCGCAUGAAGCUCUGGCAUUUUCCAAUGUCUUGUCUUGAGUCGGACGUCCUAAGCUUCUUUAAUAGAAUGUUUCACCGAGCCGAUUAUCUGCUGUGCGAAACGUGUUGCCUGUGCUUUGUUUGAACACGACGUUAUACUACCCUCGGAUAUUAUAAGCUGUUUAUUUUAAGCGCGGCGUUCGGUUGAAUCAAAAGGCAGUGAACGGCAGAGCGGAAGCGGUACUGUUUGAGUUUUAGGAUCCGACGAGAGAAGGAACGCUCCGAUAACGUUCGAGACUUUGGCGUAUUUGCAAAGCGCGUACGGGAAACUGGGUGGCGCUCGUCAACACACUUGCACAAGGAGCACAAAACAAAAGAUUGUUCGGCGCGCAAGCGGAACCGGUGGGUGGGGAGGGAGGGGGGGUGUGAAGCACAAUGGAAAGAGAAGGCUAUGAUUUACCGCGGACCGUUUUUCAAUCUCACAUUCCGUGAACCUCGCACCGCUCGCACACAUUCCCGUCCGGGUUGAAGGAGGUGUUUCCUGUUUACAGAAGAGUUCGCCGCAAAAGCCGGGAGACGCGUUUUCUAAAGACUCGCGCGACGCCGUUGAGCCAGAAGGGCUGAUAACCUGGUGUUGGUGAUUGUUGACAAAUAUUCUUUAGAACCUUUUCAGUCGCUUUGUGGCCUUGAGUUUGGUAUUGUUCCGGGCAGGUUCAGUACAACCGGACUUUGCAUAUGCGUUCAUAAAUCGGUGAACCGGAAACGUUGCAGUCUUUCAUUUUAUUUCCUCCCUCCACCGGUGAAUUUUCCGUGUUUUUGUUCUAACCUUCAUGACAUUUGUACAAACACAUCUGUGCAAAGGUUUUAAUGUCGCCGUGCGAUGGCUACUGAAAUUGGGACGGCUUCGGCCGGACUCCCCCCCCGCCCCCGUCCCCGUUUGGCGGUGGCACGGCACCUCGGCCGUACAUCGGCCGAACGUUGGCCAGUCCGUGCAGUCUCUUGUGCGUCGCGAACCGCUUCGUGUCUUCACGCGUUACGCACGCUGCGCACAAGAGCCCAUGUCCCAGAAUGAACUGCAGUUUCUCGACGGGGGCUAAACGCUUCUGUGUUGAUUAUUGUUGCUGAAAUCUGCUGACGAGCGGAUUUUUAUAAGGAAGAGAUUUUACUGCCGUUGCUGUUGGACGCUGCGUCGGAGAGCUGUCGCAAUUCCGAAAUAUAAACCUCUUGCUUGCCCUGGGGCCAGUGAAAUGUAGGCCGCAGCAAUCCGCAGCUCCACAGUAAUUUAGUUGCCAAGAAAACGUAAAAUACAUGUGUAUUGCAAUGGAACUUAGGAAGUACCGAAAGUCGUAACACAAAUAUUUCAUAAUGAACGUUACGCAUUCCAGCACUUUAGAGGUCGCAUGUUUAAGGCUGACGGCGUCGUGAUUUUGGUUUUCAAUUUGCUGACGGUGUUGAUAUUGAUCUUGUUGUUGAUGUUGAUCUUUGCGCCACUGGGGCUUUAGUGGCGAUGAUUGUAGAGGAUGACCCCGGGGCGUGGGCCACCUCGUGUCGCCGGCGCAAUGGUGACCUUUGCGGUCGGUGGCCGAAAAGCCCCGCGACCCGUUUGCGUGAACCACAUGACCCCGACGUAUCCUAGCAGCUGGGCCCGCACUCCACUCCUGUCCACACCCCGAGUGUCUCCCCUUCGGUGGCCAAACGACCUGCUUUGGCCAGAACAGGGCAGUGUCCCCCUCCCCAAGCUUUUGUGAAAAUCUGGAUUUUGUCGCCGGUUUAAAAUGUUCUGGGGUCAUGCCCCCGACUCGUGAUGCCAGGCCAGUGGCAAAGGCUCCAUUAGCAGUGGGAGGGGUUCUCUGGACAGUGGGAGGGGCUACGUGCGUGGGGGGUGGAGCCUAUGGGAAGUAGGUGGGGGCUAUGGGAAGGAGGCUUGAGCCAUUGGCAAACUUGAGCCGGUGGGUGGUGGAUCAGGGGCGUUUAUGCAAAGAGAGAAUUCCCUGAUGGAGAGAGGGGGCCGCCAGCCCCUCCAUGUGUCCUGGUUGAGCCUCCCCAAGGCUCAAACGAGCAUCUGGCAUAGCUCCUCAUCUCUGUCAGCCACCACGAGACGGCAGUGUAAAUUCCACAGGCUGACUCCUUAGGGUAUUCGUGGGUCACUCAUUUUAUUUAUCCCUGAUAGAUGAUGGUUAGAUGUGAAUCCCGACAGGUAUUCGAAGCACAUGCCAAAUAGUCAUCGAGAUUUUCAGAGAGACAUUGAUUGUUUUUUUGGGCGGGGGGGGGGGUGAGGUUGGAUUUUGCGUCCACAGAGAUGGAGCAAUGAGGGUUCAACUCGUGUGCAAGGUUAGAUGGCUCGCAUCGCGAGGCCACACGAGUGAUGGCGAUGACUUGGAGAGGCCUUCACCCUACGGUGGAUAGAUCACAGCUGAUGGACGAUAAGGGCAACGCCUGCUUUGCGUCCUGCGCACGUCUAUUCGGUGGCUGCUGCGCAUCUGCGCAAGCCGGAUUGGCUAUUAAUAUUUAACUGAUCAUUGUUAAGAGUAAUUGUUAACAGUAAUCGUUGUUCAUGAGCGCAGGGAAGCCCAGAGGGGGGGGAUGUGGACAGAAGGGGACAUUUGCUGCGGGCGUUACACAAACGAGGGCCCGCAACAGGGGCAUGUGGGUAGUGGAAUCAGGGAGGCCCACGUGGCAUUCCACCCCGGGCCUCCAGGAGCCUGCGAGCAGCCCGGGCUGAACGACACUGCACGCACGCGGCCACGUGAGAGCGUUCCUCGCCACGUGGCCUUCUCCAGCCAAACGGACGCUCUACGGCAGAAUUGACGGAUCAUGCCAGCCGGGGUAACGAUGGUUGUGUUAAUGAGCGACUCCUUGAUCAGCAUCGCUCACACGACAAGACCGGAUUCUCCUUUUAAUUACGAUUAACAAAAUUGCUUUAUUAUUCCAAGAAGACGUACCGAGGUAGGGUUACACGCAAGGUAGGUGCCUGACCCAAACCCCCUAAUCCUGAAGCUAACUUGGUUGAGGGCGCUUGGUUGGCAGACAAUGGCAGUGUGGCCUCGUGUCAGGAAUGGAAAUGUGAAGUGAACGCGAGCGGCGAAUCUGCCCUGCGGAUUCAUGCGGCAGAUUUGUUGGGGUCCGUCAAAUGGUGCGGGAGUCGAAUGGGAACGCAAAACGAGCGACCCUCGGUGUACUCGAGUUGUUAUGAUGGUGACGUGUAUAAUUAGCCAGGAAAACAAUCCACGUGGUCGGCUGGCAAUGCUUAGCUUUUACUCGUGCACACAAGUUGGGGCACCGCCCCCACCACCCAUCCGUCCAACAAGGGAGGCGUUUUGACCGCAGGGCGGAGAUCGUAGCCACAGCAGGAGGUGCUAUCGGGGAUUAAUUUGCCACCGAAAAAUAAUCCAGGUCUCUGGUCGACUCGAGUAGGCUUUGCGACUAAUAGCUGUAGCAAUAGCAGCGAUGGGUAUGGUGGAUGUUGGUGGGCCGGGGUGUGCGAAAAUGUUUCCUGGACUACCGAGCCGGGGACAGAGCCCGGCUGCAACCAACGAGCAGGUGGGGGGGGGGGGCAACGGAGCGGCCCGUUUUGUGUGCGCGGCUUCAGUCUCCAGCGUGACACGGCGAGGGUGGUGGCAAAGCGGUCGCCACACCGCUCGCCGCUGUCACAUUGGGGGGUGUGGGGGAGAGACGUCUCGGUCCGGUCUGGUCUCGAGCGUUCCCGUUCGAAAUUCGAACAAGCGCUAAUCCACGUUCACGAUGACAUCGCCGCUUUCUCCGAUGAACACUGCCGAGUGACAGAAUGAAUACAUUUCGUAACAAACUUGAUUUGGAGAUUUCGUGACUGCAGGAAUUACUCUUUGGUUUUUUUGGUAAAGUCACGUCGAAAUAAUUUUUAUGAUUAUUUUUUCUUUCUACGUGACUUUACCGAAAGAACCAAGGAGUAAUACAUAUCGUAGCCUGACGUUUUGGGCAAUCAGCCUCUGCUCUGAAGAUGAGCCUUUGCCCGAAACGCCAGUUUGCAAUGUGCUGCAAAUAAUCUGUCUGUAAAGUCACACGCUUAACUCUGUGCACCCCAAAGUCUGCCACGGACCUCAGGUUGGCAACACACCAAGGGCGCAGCGGGAACGCACCACUCCCAUCAUUCCUCGCUUGCAUGGUCAUGUGGCCACCACAUUGCACGUGCGGUACAACGCUUCUCAGCCUUGCCCAGACCUCCAGCUCUAGAGCUGCGUGUAUUGCCACCCGUUCUUACUGAGCUUUGUCAGUUUGCGUCAUCAAUCGCGUUGUUGGUCUCCUGCGUGGGUUUCCGACUUUAAAUCGCAUGCGCCACUUCGCCCCGUUGUCACAAGCACCAAUUCGCUGCGAUGCUUUGCGCUGAAGUAACGGCCCCCUUUGUGCGUGAAAUGCGCCCGAAUUGAGUUGAAUUCGGUGGCGACCUGGGCGCUGCCUAAUUCGCACGGCGUUGCCUCGCGAUCGUGCGGUCGUCUCUCGCACAACCGUCUCCACCGUGACCGCUCAUUUUCAAUUCUCUACGUCCGGCGAAUUAUUCGUACACUUUGGGCGGCGUAUUCCAGGCGGAAAAUUGUCUUGCGUUGACGACGCACUGUGCCGAGUCUGUGGAAUUUCGUUUCCACGGGCAUGUGUACACUCGCUCACAAAAAAAUAGAACAAAUUCCUGCCGUUACCAAUCCACCGACGGAUGAGAGAGGCCUCGCCACGCCAUCUCGGCCACGGGUUAUUUUUUGUUUGUUUGUUUCGUGACCACACUUCACGCUGCUCGGUGGAGAUUGGGGGCGUGAGGGCAGGGGCAGCGCUGAUAGCGCUUGCCACCGAUGGCUAUAGCCGUGGGCAGGAAUCUAACUCGCCCGCUUCACUGUGCAGCACGCCGAGCACUGGAGCACGUACUUAAGGAACACACUGUAUACAUGUAUAUACAUACAGUACGUACUUAAAACGCUGUGCAAUGAACUGUUGAUAUUCGAUAUUAUGGAAUGCGCCUCGAACACAACAUUAUCGUUAAAGCGUCGUUGUGGGGAAUGUCGAGAACAAAAUAAAUAGCGCUCCUCGUAGUUUGCGUGUCCAAAGCAGGACCCACGUCUUAUACAGUGGGUCCUUGCCGAUUGACAUCGGGCAGUGCACCAGCAUUGGUUUGAGCAAGCCUGACUGCUGAUGAGACACUUGAAUGCUGAUCCUGGCCUAGAGUUUUCCUUGUGCUGCUCAUGGAAAUGCACUCCACGGGAAGCCCUGAGGCCCGAUGGGUUUCGUUGGAGAGGCGAUCGUGUGAAGAGAGAGGCGUUAUUUGUUUUGUACCAUCGCUCGGUCAUGGAACCAACUCGCUCAUCAUCAGCGCGUUGGGAGCUGCCCCGCUCCGGGCUCGAGCUGCCGUUGACAGGCCGUGAAUGUUUGGCCAAGGGCCUCUCGGCGAGUAGUUUGUUGGUCGACCGCAUCCCUGUAAAGGUUACCGCUUUAAUUCCACGCUCACCGCUAGUGGCUUAACGACCCCCCCCCCCCCUUCCUCCUCGCUCUUCACCAACGAAAUCACCAAUGGACUCCGUCUUAUUUUAUAACGCCCCCCCCUCCCCCUUGAAACAGACUGCAGAGGCAAGGUUCACGGCUUGACAAGGCUCAUUCUCACUCGACCUUCUCUGAGAAAUGUCCGCUUACAUCUCUUUCGCCACCACUGACGAAAAUCACCCAGGCACUGUUUGUCAACGUGUGAAUCUGGUCCCUGGACAUAAUGGCCUCUUUUCUGGUCAUACACCUUCAUCCAGCAGUAGUUUCACCAUGGCUGCUGCUGAUGAUGAAGAUGGUCAUCGUGAAGAAGACCUGAUCAUGAUGAUCUCUUCAGUGGCCGAGGAUCACCGCUCGAGUUUGUUAUGGACUGGUUGACAGAGGACUGUGGCUGUGGACCCGUUUGUCAAGUUUGGUCAGCUCUGCCUAUUUCUGUGCAACGAUAUUGACAUAUUCUGAGCAGUAUCGAUCUCUUCGGCAUUUGCAUGUUUGUGAUCCUGCGCUCCUCCUGACGAUAUAAUUCAUUCGAGUCUUUUGAUUUUCUAUCGAAUUGCUCAAAAAGGCAAACGUCAGCGGUCUCCCCUGCUCAGAUAAGCGAACUGGCGAUGCCCUUCUUCGUUCACGGCUCGAGAGCCGGCGGUGUAAGUUUCGCAUUCCCGUGGCAGGCAGCUAGUCCACUGUUUACUUCCCACAAACUCGUGCUGAGCUCAUCGACCUGAGAGAGGAAUGUGUUAUGGGCUGAGUUGACCCCUGGACCAGGAUUUGAACUCGGCCGUGGCACGGGCCGGAUUGUGCGGCCGGGCUCGAGCGUGGGCAGAGGAAGGACUCUGCAGGAAUCGGUUUUGGGCGGUUCGAUCGCACUCCAUUACACGUGACGCGAGACGCGGCGCACGCUGGUAAACGAUGUUGCGUCAGCGGCGCUGGAUGCGUAUAAAGUAUAUUUUUUCACAAGUUCAGCGCUUUAUUAGUAAGGUGCCCUCCCUUGACGAGCUGUUGGCUAAAAUUAGCGCGUUAUCGGUCAUCGCAAAUGUAAUGGGAGUCCAAGCAAUUAUACGGAGGCAAUUAACUUUCGUGUAAUAAUGAUGACAACAUAUAUUUUCUUUCGUAAAAUGGCACCGUUUGCUUUUCUUUGUUUAAAAAAAAAGUUGUAUUAUUCCGUGAUGUUUAUAAACAUUGUAAAAAUAAAACAACCCAAGAGGAAUUCUAUAUUCCUCUCUCGGACAAUGGCAGGCGGCUGCCCGCUGCUGCCAAGUUUAUCGCUUCCCGACGGCGAAGUUGAGCCGGUCCCCUGUGGGAUCCGCGGCCUCUGUGUGAUCACGGCGGCUACGCCACACAGCUCCAAACGCUGCUGCCACCGUCAGCUCACCGUCUCGCAGUAACCGACAGGUAUUACAAAACAAACUGCCGCAAAGAGGUUUACAAAGUUACGGAAUAUCUGGCAGUAGAGGGAUUUUCUUUUGUUGGUCUGUGUUCACGCCUGUUUUGUCAUCUUCGUCGCCGGUGUAACCUAGGAAUGCGUCGUUUUAUUCGCACGUGCCGUGCCGUGCGUGUCCCGUACAUUUCCCUACAAAGACGGGCCGUUUUAUAAUUGCUCCAAGGUGACGUUUGCUACGACGAUAAUGGCCGUAUCUAUAACAAUAAAAUAAUAAAACUGACGAACUUUAAAUAAAGAGCUCCCCCCCAGCAAUAAAGACGGAAGGCUCGCGAGUGGCCCGGGAGAGAGGCCGUCGUCACCUCCCGAUGCAAAGUUCAAGGCGGAUGAAUGGCAGCGGUUUCUGCGUGGAGGACCGACUCCGGCAGAGGACCGACUCCGGCGGAGGACCGACUCCGGCUGCGAACGCGGUCGCUUUGAACGAUCGAAUCCCCUACAGCGGGGUUACCUUGCGUGGCGUGACUCGUGAGCGGUGGUCCACACAGUCGCACAGACCUCACCACCCCCCCCCCCUCGCCGCCGUUAUCAGGGUGGCUGUGUUGGUGGUCGACGACGCUGUUGGGUGGACAGCGUCGUGGGGAAUUCCGCGCGGCUGUCGUGGGCAUUACGGGACCGACGCGCGCCAUCGGAGCGCUGCGUCUCGGUACGCAGCAGAGGCCACUGGCCUGCGGCACCGUGCGUAGACAAGUAGCGUGUGAAUGUCUGUACAUUUCUGUGAAGCUGUUGAUAGUCACUGAAAACAACUCAGGCUUUUCCCUGUGCCUACUCCACUAUGAUUUGUUUUUCCUACUGGACUCCUUGGGUGUAGUCUUAAUAAAGCAACUUUCCUCA
Molecule: messenger RNA, 10566 nt
Organism: Lethenteron reissneri (Far Eastern brook lamprey)
Lineage: Eukaryota; Metazoa; Chordata; Hyperoartia; Petromyzontiformes; Petromyzontidae
Source: RefSeq, a predicted model, not a curated record